Penaeus monodon (black tiger shrimp) is the source of this 459-nucleotide messenger RNA. Its product is annotated as eggshell protein-like. The record is from RefSeq and is a predicted model, not a curated record. The coding region runs from base 1 to 459 and encodes 152 amino acids. NCBI's taxonomy places the organism in Eukaryota, Metazoa, Arthropoda, Malacostraca, Decapoda, Penaeidae. The transcript has 2 exons.
AUGGGGGUAGUUGAAAGACGCGGACUUGUGGAAGUGGGAGGAGGAGGUUGUGUAAAUGACCCCGUAGGAGGAGGUUGUGUAAAUGACCCCGUAGGAGGAGGUUGUGUAAAUGACCCCGUAGGAGGAGGUUGUGUAAAUGACCCCGUAGGAGGAGGUUGUGUAAAUGACCCCGUAGGAGGAGGUUGUGUAAAUGACCCCGUAGGAGGAGGUUGUGUAAAUGACCCCGUAGGAGGAGGUUGUGUAAAUGACCCCGUAGGAGGAGGUUGUGUAAAUGACCCCGUAGGAGGAGGUUGUGUAAAUGACCCCGUAGGAGGAGGUUGUGUAAAUGACCCCGUAGGAGGAGGUUGUGUAAAUGACCCCGUAGGAGGAGGUUGUGUAAAUGACCCCGUAGGAGGAGGUUGUGUAAAUGACCCCGUAGGAGGAGGAGGUGUAAAUGACCCAAAGGAGGAGGUUGUGUAA